AUGAGGGAGUAUUCAUGCCUCCAAGGCCCUCUGCUGCUACUGCUAUUACUGGGCUGUGGGCAGCCACGGAUGUCUGACCGCAUCGUGGGCGGGAGGGAUGCCCGGGAGGGGGAAUGGCCAUGGCAAGCCAGCUUGCAAUACCGUCGGUCCCACGUGUGCGGGGCCUCACUCAUCUCUCGACAGUGGGUGCUGACAGCAGCUCACUGCUUCCCAAGACCCGUUAGGCUGUCAGACUACCGCAUCCGACUAGGGGAGUUCCGCCUGGCCCGGCCUUCGCCCCAAGCCCUCUCCUCGCAACUGCUGCGGGUAGUGCUCAACGCGAACUUCACGGAAGAAGGGGCCCAAGGCGACAUCGCGCUGGUCCAGCUCCGCCGCCCAGUGUCAUUCAGUGCACGUGUCCGGCCGGUCUGCCUCCCUGCACCUGGAGCCCUCCCACCCCCGGGAACCCGGUGCUGGGUCACUGGCUGGGGCAGCCUCCGGCCAGGAGUGCCACUGCCUGGCUCCAGGCCCCUGCAGGGUGUCCAGGUCCCGCUGAUAGACAGAUGGGCCUGUGACCGGCUCUACCACGUGGACUCUGACAUCCCCCUCACGGAGCCUAUUGUCUUGCCUGGUACCCUGUGUGCAGGCUAUGCCAGGGGCAGCAGAGAUGCCUGCCAGGGAGACUCUGGAGGCCCCCUGGUAUGUAUCCAGUCUGGUCGAUGGGUCCUUGAAGGUGUGGUGAGUUGGGGCAAGGGAUGUGCUCUGCCCAACCGUCCAGGUGUCUACACCAGUGUGGCCCACUACUGGCCCUGGAUCCAGGCUCAUUUAGGCACCCAGGCCCCACUUGUCAACCCCCAAGAGCCCAGUCAUCCCAGAUCCCACCAGCUCUUGCCAUUAUUCCUUCCUGGCUUCUGA
This is a messenger RNA of Gracilinanus agilis (Agile Gracile Mouse Opossum), 894 nucleotides long. Its product is annotated as serine protease 33-like. NCBI's taxonomy places the organism in Eukaryota, Metazoa, Chordata, Mammalia, Didelphimorphia, Didelphidae. The transcript is spliced from 5 exons. The record is from RefSeq and is a predicted model, not a curated record. Gene Ontology annotation, biological process: proteolysis. The coding region runs from base 1 to 894 and encodes 297 amino acids. Gene Ontology annotation, molecular function: serine-type endopeptidase activity.